AUGGCGCGAUUGACUUCACGUGGUGUCAAAGGUGAAGAAGUGCAGGGCUUGCUACAGACAAAACUCGGCACCGGCACUGUCUUCGCACCCGACGGUGCCCAAGCAUGGGGCAAGGCCAGCGAGACCAACAAGCGUCCCUUGCUGAAAGGCGUCUCGCACAAUCGUGGCAUCUUUACACCCAUUGCCAAGUUGGACGCCGAUGCCAUCGAUGCGAGCACUGACAGGAUGCUGCGUGGUGAGAAAAGCAUGGCCGCGCUGCAGGAUGGCGAGUGGGCUGUGCCAGCAGGUGACAACUGUGGCUGUUUGAAGAAAACCAUGAGGCGACAGCAGACAGCUGGGGGCGGCUCCGGCUCUGAUCGUCUGCGAAGAGUCAACGCCCUUCCCGCAGCAUUCUUGCGCAGAGAUCCCAGUUUCAACCGGCUCUUGGCGUUACAGGCUGGCAUUGGAGAGCGGACGGGUGAUUUUGUGCUUUUGGCUCUGGCAGGAAGCGGCUGA
This is a messenger RNA of Symbiodinium sp. CCMP2456, 495 nucleotides long. NCBI's taxonomy places the organism in Eukaryota, Dinophyceae, Suessiales, Symbiodiniaceae. The record is from the annotation of a GenBank genome assembly.